This is a messenger RNA of Eremothecium sinecaudum, 2442 nucleotides long. RefSeq names its product protein phosphatase regulator GIP4 (gene GIP4). The record is from RefSeq and is a predicted model, not a curated record. The transcript has a single exon. Gene Ontology annotation, molecular function: protein phosphatase 1 binding; protein phosphatase regulator activity. The coding region runs from base 1 to 2442 and encodes 813 amino acids. Gene Ontology annotation, cellular component: cytoplasm. NCBI's taxonomy places the organism in Eukaryota, Fungi, Ascomycota, Saccharomycetes, Saccharomycetales, Saccharomycetaceae.
AUGUUUUCCAAGCCAGGUGCCAUUUGGCCAGCUCCUCUAAAAGGAGGAGUAAAUCUAGAUUCCAUUGACGCUCGGUAUAUCGAGUGUAGGUGUGCAUUGUUAAAAUUGAACGAAAUAGUCAGAGUUGUGAACCUUUUGAAAAAGUCAGCAGUAAAGGCACCUCCUGGGAAGACUAUUAUCCCUCUUAUGAACUUUGUGCUUGCGUUAUGUCAGGGUCCCACGUUUAAUGUGUCACCGGUAUUGAAGAAAAGGCUACAAUUAUUAUCGCAAUUCAAGUUAAUUAAGUUAACAGAGGUUCCUAUUGUAAAUCUAACGGCCCCUCUAGAGUUAGCUAAUGAACUGCUGCCGGUUGAAACGGAUAUGGCAAUCUUUAAGGAAAAACUAUACGAUUCUGAGUUGCAAUCGAAAAUACUUGACAGCUUGUCACAGAUCACAAAGAACUGCAUUGGUAUAUAUGGUAAGAAGAUCAGAUAUGUGUUAACUCAAAGGGAUAAAUUCAGGCAUGAGGACGUGAGCGAAAGAGCGAUUACUUCCGAAGAGUCGCCCAUUGGCGAGUUUUUACAGCCUACAGAAAUAACUUUAGGUUUAGAAUUUGCGGCGUUGGUUAGUAAUCGGAACUUUGAUAGCACAGAACGCUCACUGCAAAAGUUGACCAUCCAAGUUUUGGGCAAGUUUGCGGCCUACCUAAAAGAAAAAGAAUAUCCUCGCAUAGAUCAGUAUACCUUGGAACUAAAACGAUUCAGUCGUACGAAACCAGGUUACUACUCUGAAGCCAUGGCGAGGCUUCCCUACUGGGGUCAUUCAAUGCAUAGGAUGUUCGCUAUGCUUUUAAGAAUUAAAUACUUGAUGGAUAUCACUCAAGCCAUUUUAAGGCAAGCAUUUUUACCAAACAAGGACUAUUUUAACGAUAAUAUAACGCUAAUGUUUUGCGAGAAUUUGUACCAGUUCAGGUUAAUGACUGAUGCACUAGAGGAUGCCUGUUCUGAUGACACUAUAUUUUCAAAUAAUGUAACUGAGAUGCUUACGAAAUACCAUUACAUUACUGAGCAGAUUAAAGUACAAUUUAGCAGUGUCAUAGAUACCUACAAGAAGCAAGUUCAGAGUACUGUAAAUGAAAUGAAAAUAAUAAUGAAAUUAGUUGAAGAGUUCCACAGCCGGUGGAAAAAUCUUCAUGAUAAAGACAACAGUAAAGAUUACAGUAAGCUAUGUGAUCUAUCGCCUAAAGAAUUAGCCAAGAAGGUUAAUGAAAAGUAUGAGAAAGAUAAGCUGACAUUUGAGUCGGUAAUGGCUGACAGAAUAAGAAAGAAGGCGAUAGUAACGGACCUAAUAUACAAGCCCGAUGAAUAUGAUGAUGAAUCCAGCGACAGUGACAGUGAUUCUGAAGACGAUGACAGUCAUCGAGAAGAAUAUGCAGAAUGUUGUUCUCCACAUUUGCCAUGUGGUCGCUCGAUUAUGGACCUAUUCAACCAAAGUCCUAAGCAUUUAAUCAAAAACGGUUAUUACGCUUUGCAGUCUCCGACUGCACCAGACAUGGUUGCAAAACUAUCAGCUCAAUUAGUGCCUAAAACACCACGCGAAUACGACCCCGAGGAAGCUAUUUCUCCGCGAUGGAUAUUUGAGGAUAAAAACUACUGUAGAUCUAGAACACUGUCACCACCUCUGUCAGCAAAGAUACCAUCAUCACCAGAAUGUGGAAGGAGGCGCUCAAAUUCUGCUCAAGCGUGUAGACCACAAGCAAAAUCAGCUCAAGCAGCUAAAAGGUCUCAUUCCUUGCAGUCAGCGCCCUCGCCUGAUAACAAAAAUCAUCCAAGAAGCCCAAUACGCAUGACUGAUACGAAGUAUGCGUCUAAAUCAGCACAAUUAAAACGCUAUAAGAAUACAUCUCCUCACAUCAUCAGACUAAAGAGACCUAAGACUGCUGCAACUGAAAAACAAUCUUGUUCCUCAUUUGCUAAGUACCACAGAGACCCUAUUUCGGCUCGCGGACAAGUAUCGUUGGAUGAAGCACUAAUAGGUUCCGCUUCAACUGACAGUUCUUUUAAUGACGGAUCAAUAUCGACUAAGUCCCCAGAAGUCCUAAAAUCUGCUAUGUCGGGCCGAAGCUGUAAAAGUGCAAGCAGUUCCAAAAGUCGCUGUACACUUAAGAAAGUCAGAUUUGUUGGUGUUCCACCACCAACCCCCGAAGACGUUAAAUGUAAAGGAUCACCCUCAUUCCAUCACGUAAGUGCUACUACUCAACCUACAAAACUCAAAGCAUCCGCAAUUCUGAAUGAGGGCUACAGAUUUUGCCAUAAUUUACGUGAAAAAGGAGCUACAAAACGUGUCACAGUACGACCAAAAAAGGACACUAAUGCUGUUUCAGCAAGUACAGAAAAUGAUUCGGAAUCAGUGAUAUCAGCAGGUCAUUUUACGGCGAAGCUAAUGAGUAAAUUAAUUGGCUAG